AGCUUCGGAGAGGAGCUGAACACACACACUCUCUCACACUCGCUCACACACUCUCACACACUCUCACACACACCUGGAUGGACUGAACAAAAAGAAGAAGGAGAAAAACAGCAGGACGAGCGAAUGUGGAACUGAUAUAUUCGUGUAAAGAAGCAGAAUUUUGAAGACAUUGUUUCUGCUGGAGAGAGAAACAGAGCGGCGGUCAUGCAGCAUUACGGGGUUAACGGCUACUCCCUGCACGCGAUGAACUCUCUGAGCGCCAUGUAUAACCUCCACCAGCAGGCGGCGCAGCAGGCGCAGCACACCGCCGACUACAGACCGUCAGUGCACGCGCUCACACUGGCCGAAAGACUGGCAGGUCCCACGCUGUUAGACAUCAUCCUGGAGGCUCGAUACGGCUCGCAGCACCGCAAGCAGCGGCGCAGCCGCACGGCCUUCACCGCGCAGCAGCUCGAGGCGCUGGAGAAGACCUUCCAGAAGACGCACUACCCGGACGUGGUGAUGCGCGAGCGCCUGGCCAUGUGCACCAACCUGCCCGAGGCGCGCGUGCAGGUUUGGUUCAAGAACCGCCGGGCGAAGUUCCGUAAGAAGCAGCGCAGCCUGCAGAAGGAGCAGCUGCAGAAGCAGAAAGAAGCAUCCCCCGACGGAGAUCUGGGAACCAGUGAGAAGAACGAGUCUCCCUCCACCAUCAGCCUGGAGAACCCACUGCCUCCUUCAUCCUCCUCCUCCUCUUCCUCCUCCUCCAUGGAGGCUGAGGGGCCGCAGCAUGCUUUAGGCUCGGAGCUGAGCGUGGAGCUGAACGUCACCUCAGCCGAGCAGUCGGGGAGCGAGUCCGCCACGGAGGACAACACCACGGACCGGGAGGAGGAGCUGAAGCCUCAGAGAGACGAGCUGAAGGCCGAGAAGCUGCAGUCUGGAGCGCAGUCGCCCGCCUGCAAGCGCCUCAGCCCUAAACCAGAUUCUCCCCUCAGCUCUCCGGUGAUCGCGUCCUCGUCCGCUGGAGUCAGCGGGGUCUCCCAGAGCCACUCGUACUCCUCCUCCCCUCUCAGCCUCUUCCGGUUACAGGAGCAGUUCCGUCAGCACAUGGCCGCCACCAACAAUCUGGUGCACUACCCAUCCUUCGACAUGGCGACCCCCUCCUCCAUCCCCUACUUGGGCAUGAACGUCAACAUGCCGGCACCGCUGGGCUCACUGCCCUGCCAGUCUUACUACCAGUCCCUGUCUCACCACGCCCAGCAGGUGUGGAACAGCCCCCUGCUCCAGGCCUCGGCCAGCCUGCCCAGCCACAACAGCAAAACCACCAGCAUCGAGAACCUGCGCCUCCGGGCCAAGCAGCACGCCGCCUCGCUGGGGCUGGACACGCUGCCCAACUGAAACUGACCCAGAUGAGCAAGGACUGCCCGAACAAAGGAGCGCUUGGCUGGGCCAGCUAACCUGCCGCCAGGAACUCCUCCUGCUGAAAAAUGUACAAAAUAGCACAUCUGGGCUGCCAUAAAAGACUGGCUUGUGUGUUGUAUUCGCUGUCUUUGAUUUCUGAGCAAAGCCUCGUUCCCAAUGUUGAGAGAAAUUUCAGAACUAUUUGUGGAUUUUGUUUGGUCACCAUUCACUGAGAACACUGCAGCUCUUUUUAAAAAAAACAAAAACAAAAAAACAAACAAUUAAGCAAAAGGUACAAUAAGCGCAGUCUCUUGAAACAUGGCCUGUGAGCGCAACGGCUUCGGCGAGCAAGGGCGUGAGUUCAUGUGACAGGUAUGCGCCAAUGUUACCUACUGUACCUUCAAAACGUCUCGUUAACGCUGACACUUCCUCACCUUCAUCCAUCUUAAAUGGGCACACCUGUUUAACUAUAGCACUUUUAAUAGAAGAGCUUAGUGCCUUGCAUGCACUGAGGCAGUCUGUACACCGUAAUUCAAUUAGUCUAGUGCUCAAAUUACACAUUACAUAAUUCCAUACGUACAAUGUAAAUCCCUGCCUUGUAACACCAAAUUGCUUAAUUAAACCUGACUAAUUUACCUGUUUAAUGGGCAGCGUUGAACGCCGUUAAACCAGAACAGCUGGGGUAAUAAGAAAAAAACGACUGCAGUGAGUAGCCUACAUCAGCAAAGCUUUUAAUUACGUUUAGCCUUGGGCUGAGGAAGAAAUGCAAUUACAGACCGCGCAUAUCGUUUGAGACUGCCGUGUAUCUAUGGGAGAAAAAUAAGCACAAGUGCUGCUUUUCGCAAAUGCAUGUAAGCGAAGUGACACAGAAGGGAUGUGAACUGGAUCUGAACGUCAAAAAGCAAAAACGUACGCUGCGUUUUAUUUGCAUCGACCCACAAGACGUGGUUUGGCAGUGUUUAUUACUGUUUGAGCUUUUAUUUAUUUUGUUUUGUCUUUGGUCCCUUUGUCCGUGUGGCGGAAGCACUUCUUCCAUGUAGAACGCACUUCCCGGGAAGGCAGCUCCGCUCCUCAGUUUCGCUCGUUCUUCUCACCGAUCGACUCCCAUCGUGUUUGUAAACUAUUUUAAUAUGUAAAUUACACAAAGUCUUUAUCUAUAAAUGUUUACUGGUAAGGCAGAUGUUCUAUGUUUUAGGUUGAGAAGAAUCUAACCACCUCCCCGUGACGAUUCUCGUAGCUGUCCGUUGUAAGACUGUAAUUGGUUGGACGGUAACGUUAGUACAUCUUUCCCCUCCGCUGGAUUAUUUAAUCUCCAACUGGUCUGGUCGUAAAUGUAAAGCUCCUCCGAGUUGGUUUCCAUUGUUGCUGUGGUCAUCGAGUUGUAAUCGCUCCCACUGUUUCCAUCGCGAGUGCACCUGUAGCGUAUGUACUGGUGGAGGGUGAUUCAGAAGAACUCUCUGUUACGACUGUAGGCUUGAAUACUUGUAAAAUAAGUUCUCAAUAAAACAUUGCUUGGAGAUCUUUA
Messenger RNA from Pygocentrus nattereri (red-bellied piranha), 2902 nucleotides. RefSeq names its product diencephalon/mesencephalon homeobox 1a (gene dmbx1a). NCBI's taxonomy places the organism in Eukaryota, Metazoa, Chordata, Actinopteri, Characiformes, Serrasalmidae. The coding region runs from base 205 to 1374 and encodes 389 amino acids. The transcript has 5 exons. The record is from RefSeq and is a predicted model, not a curated record. Gene Ontology annotation, molecular function: RNA polymerase II transcription regulatory region sequence-specific DNA binding; DNA-binding transcription factor activity, RNA polymerase II-specific. Gene Ontology annotation, biological process: regulation of transcription by RNA polymerase II.